This is a messenger RNA of Anoplopoma fimbria (sablefish), 5686 nucleotides long. RefSeq names its product dolichyl-diphosphooligosaccharide--protein glycosyltransferase subunit STT3B. The record is from RefSeq and is a predicted model, not a curated record. Gene Ontology annotation, molecular function: dolichyl-diphosphooligosaccharide-protein glycotransferase activity. Gene Ontology annotation, cellular component: membrane. Gene Ontology annotation, biological process: post-translational protein modification. The transcript is spliced from 16 exons. Lineage: Eukaryota; Metazoa; Chordata; Actinopteri; Perciformes; Anoplopomatidae. Bases 269 to 2683 code for a protein of 804 amino acids.
GGCUCGGAAUGUGGCGCAUGAGUAUACGUUUCGGGAUGUAACGGCGGUCUCACGGAGUGCCGAUACCGAAUUCAAAUAUAUAUAUAUAUAUAUAAAUAUAUAUAUAUAUAUAUAUUUAUUUAUAUAAACAAGGGGGACGCAGAAGAUAGACAACCGAAGAAGAGCGUGCAUAAACUAAGGGAGUUUACGACGGCACGGCGCGGAGGGAGACACGGGAGCGCGGCAGGAGGGACGAACUAGAGAAUCCAGCCCGACACCGCACGCAGAAAUGGCGGAGCACCACGCAGCCAGCGACGGCAAGCACAAAGCGUCCACCAACGCCGGGGGAUCGGUGCACGGGAACAGCCGACCUGGCGCCGCGGGUGGCGGAGGGGGCAAAGUAGGCCUGUCUGGCGGACUGACACAGCCGGCGGGGUGGCAGUCUUUACUCUCCUUUAGCAUUCUCUUCCUGGCCUGCCUGGCCGGGUUCAGCUCCAGACUUUUCGCGGUGAUCCGGUUCGAGAGCAUCAUCCACGAGUUUGAUCCAUGGUUCAAUUACAGAUCGACACACCAUCUCACCACGAAUGGCUUCUACGAGUUCCUCAACUGGUUCGAUGAGAGGGCUUGGUACCCCUUGGGCAGGAUCGUUGGCGGCACGGUGUACCCGGGGUUAAUGGUGACUGCCGGCCUCAUCCACUACAUGCUCAACCUGCUGCACAUCACCGUCCACAUCCGCGACGUGUGUGUCUUUCUGGCGCCGGUGUUCAGCGGCCUGACAGCCAUCUCCACCUUCCUGCUGACGCGGGAGCUGUGGAACCAGGGCGCGGGGCUGCUGGCGGCCUGCUUCAUCGCCAUCGUCCCCGGCUACAUCUCCCGCUCCGUCGCCGGCUCCUUCGACAAUGAAGGCAUCGCCAUCUUCGCCCUGCAAUUCACCUACUACCUCUGGGUGAAGUCAGUGAAGACAGGCUCUGUGUUCUGGGCCAUUGGCUGUUGUCUCUCCUAUUUCUACAUGGUGUCAGCAUGGGGAGGUUAUGUGUUUAUCAUCAACCUGAUUCCUCUGCAUGUGUUUGUGCUGAUGCUGAUGCAACGCUACAGCAGAAGAGUCUACAUCGCUUACAGCACCUUCUACAUCGUGGGGCUCGUUCUGUCGAUGCAGAUCCCUUUUGUUGGCUUCCAGCCUAUCAGGACCAGCGAGCACAUGGCUGCUGCCGGUGUGUUUGCACUCCUCCAAGCCUAUGCCUUCCUGCAGUACCUGAAGGACCGGCUGACCAGACAGGAGUUCCAGACGCUUUUCCUCCUCGGAGUCUCUCUUGCUGCCGGCGUGGUCUUCCUCACCGUCAUCUAUCUCACUUACACAGGAUACAUUGCUCCGUGGAGUGGUCGUUUCUACUCUCUCUGGGACACCGGCUAUGCGAAGAUCCACAUCCCCAUCAUAGCGUCGGUGUCGGAGCACCAGCCGACCACGUGGGUCUCCUUCUUCUUCGACCUCCACAUCCUGGUCUGCACGUUCCCAGCAGGCCUCUGGUUCUGCAUCAAGAACAUCAAUGAUGAACGGGUGUUUGUGGCCUUGUAUGCCAUCAGCGCCGUCUAUUUCGCCGGCGUGAUGGUGCGCCUGAUGCUGACACUGACUCCGGUGGUGUGCAUGCUGUCUGCGGUGGCUUUCUCCAGCGUCUUCGAGCACUACAUGGGAGAUGACACGAAGAGGGAGAAACCACCCGCUGAAGACAGCAGCGACGAGGACGACAAGAGGAAUUCUGGGAAUCUUUAUGACAAGGCCGGAAAGGUGCGCAAACAUGUGUCAGAGCAGGAGAAGGCAGAGGAGGGUUUGGGUCCGAACAUCAAGUCCAUCGUCACCAUGCUGAUGCUGAUGCUGCUGAUGAUGUUCGCCGUCCACUGCACAUGGGUCACCAGCAACGCCUACUCCAGUCCCAGUGUGGUGCUGGCCUCGUACAACAACGACGGGACGCGUAACAUCCUGGAUGACUUCAGGGAAGCCUACUACUGGCUGAGGCAGAAUACAGACGAGCACGCCCGCGUCAUGUCGUGGUGGGACUACGGUUACCAGAUAGCCGGCAUGGCCAACAGGACCACGCUAGUGGAUAAUAACACGUGGAACAACAGUCAUAUAGCACUGGUGGGGAAAGCCAUGUCUUCCAACGAGAGCGCAGCCUACAAAAUCAUGAGAUCGCUGGAUGUGGACUACGUGCUGAUUAUCUUCGGAGGCGUAAUCGGUUACUCAGGAGACGAUAUAAACAAGUUCCUGUGGAUGGUGAGGAUAGCAGAGGGAGAGCACCCAAAGGACAUCAGGGAGAGCGACUACUUCACACCUCAGGGAGAGUUCAGAGUGGAUAAGGCCGGUUCACCGACUCUGCUCAACUGCCUUAUGUACAAGAUGUCCUACUACCGAUUUGGGGAAAUGCAGCUGGACUUCCGGACGCCUCCUGGUUUUGACCGAACGCGCAACGCCGAGAUCGGCAACAAGGAUAUCAAGUUCAAGCACCUGGAGGAGGCGUUCACCUCGGAGCACUGGCUGGUGAGGAUCUACAAGGUCAAGAACCUGGAGAACAGGGAGCCGCUGGACCACAAGAUUCGCAGUGUAGUGCCCAAGCAGAAGUACACCUCCAAAAAGACUGCCAAGAGGAAGCGAGGACACAUCAAGAACAAGCUCGCCCUGAGGAAAGGCAAGAAACUACAAAAAAAAUAAUGGCGACGACGAACUCUUCUAGCAAAACAAACGACUGCGAAGAAACCUCUCACAACCAAUGAAGAAGAACACAGGGGCCGUUUAUCUGGCACUUGGUCUCAAGCGCUUCUCAUUAGAGCGCCCCCGUCUGUUGAGGAAGUGUCAUAUCUGGCUAGCUCCAGCACCGUUUUAUCCUGAGGACCUUUGUCUAGCUUAUUUCCCCCCCCCAGUUUUUGUUUUUUCUGUUUUCUAGUUUUUUUUUGUUUUUUUUUACUUUGUACUUGAAUGUGUGGCGAGGCAUAGGGCUGCUCUGCUUGGUUUCGGCGUUGAUAAUUGUUUGUGGUACGUUUUGAUUAACUGCUUAUAUCAGUGUGGGUAUUGGGGGUGUGAAGGGGGGGGGAGACGAGAGAAGACUAGGAACAUUUGCACCAAAGACCCAUCGACCUUGCUCCACGGCACAUGUGAACUCAUUACUGAGAGUGAGGAGGGCGAAAGCUGAGCACUUGUUCCUGACACGUGUACAGAGGACAGUAUGCGGUAUGGAGGAACGUCACCGUCUAGGCACAGUCCAUCUGUAAAAUUAUCCUUUUUAUCAUCAUCCUCUCCUUUAUGUCUGCCUUGCUCCCUGACCUUCUUUUUCAACAAAUUCUUUAGAAAAAAAAAAAAUUGGCCUAAUAUGUAAAUAUGUUAUGUAAAGAAUAAGUCUAAAAGGAUGAUAAUAUAUUGGAUUAUUGUGGUGAUUUUUAAGUAUGCAGUUGUCAGUUUCUCUUAAUUUUUCUUUAUGUGAUUGUUUUGUUCAUUUUUUUCUUUGUAUGACAGCAAAUAGAUCAGUGAAUGCAAUAACUCUGGUACAGAGGGGCUUGAGAUUUUUGUUGGAAGAAUGAAUGUGAAUUUUUUUUACAAUGCCCCCACACCCCCUCAACACCCGCUUUUUUCAUAAACUGCAUAGAUUGUACAUUUUUGCUUCUAAAGACAGAAGCAAGCAAUGGUGUGUAAAAAGCCGUGAUAAUAAAUUAGGCCUCCCUUCCUGCAGGGGGAGCUCUCUAGUCUUUGUGUGCAAAGCCUAGUGCCUCAUCGCUGGUCACCAUCGCCUCGUUAAUUUGUGACCUUCUGCUCUCUUAGUGUUUUCUUGUUCAGCUCAUCAUGUACCAAUGCAGCGGGUUGGAUGCUUCAACCAGACUGAGGCUUUGGAAACUGGGAAGUUUCAAGACGUCUGGAAAUAGACUGGUGAACUGUGACGGGGGGUAGUUGGUACACAAGCACUGAAACUGAGAUUAGAAAAGACAACAGAGGGGAGGAAAGGUAGAAACUUCCAUCCUUGUCUGAGACGACGGUGGAUUAACGACCAUCUUCAUGGUGCUUCUGAGCUGUGUCCUAAUUCCAUACUGCAUUUAAGACUAAGUCUUAAAUGGUAUUGAGUAUGUAGUUAAGUCACCCUGUAUACUUAACACCAAUUCUCAAAUAUGUGAUUGAGCAGUAGGGCUCCACCUAACGAUUAUUUUAAUAAUUUUUUCAAUUUUAUUUUCACAAAUUGUUGUUUAAUCUGUUAAAUGUCAGUUUACCAGAGCCCAAGGUUACUACUUCAAAUGUUGUUUUGCCUGACCGACUCUUCAAAACCACCAACUAUAACAUUUAAACUGUUAAUGUUCAUAAAAAAACUGAAAAGCAGCUAUAAGAAGAUGGCACAAGCUAAAAGGUAGCAUUUUUACUAGGAAAGAUUACUUGACACGAUAAAGGGUUAUUUCCCGUUUUGAUCCUUAAGACUUCAAUUUCUGGACUUGCAGACAAAUUUAAGAAUCAGCAGAGGCCACGAUAAUCCGAUCUCUUAGUCUAUAGUAUGAGUCCAGCUACAUUAAUGCUGGAUCCUACAUUUUCCCAUGAUGCAUCCCAAUAUCAUCUCAUAAAUAGACCCUUUUAAGGGUGGCCCUUUUUAAAUUUCCGGUUCAUCGACUAAUAAUUUCAUCUCAAGUAAACAUACUAGGUGCUCAUGUCUGUAUCUCCUCCGUGGAAAAAAACUCGUAAAAAUGAAUACUAUAAUUAAUGUUUAGUGUAUUCUUGAUAAUAUUAGUAUACAAUAGUAGUAAUGGGAACCAUUAUUUUUGUUAUUGAUUUAUCGGUUGAUCGGUUCCUUUAUUAAUCAUUUUGUUCAUUAAAUAUCACAAAGAAGAAAAUGUUCCAAGCUGACCCAAAGGUAUAGCUGAGUUUUAUAUAGAAGAUGAAGGUUAACAAAUAUUUACAUUUGCAAAGAUGCAAGUAGUGAAUUUUUGGUAUUUCGGACUUGAAAAAUUAACAAUCAACUAUUAACAUGGUUGAUUAAUGGUAGUUUUUUAUCAACUAAUUUAAUUUUCAAGUCUAGUAUAUAGUAUGCAGUUGGGACACAGCUCUGAUGAGCCGUAACCUUUGACCUCUUGUUCAAUGGGCACUGCACUGUUCUUCGUCCGUCUGGGUUCUCCAGAUGUUCUAAACACUACAGGUGUUUCUGUUUGUGCACGCUUCGGUAACUUUUUCAUUUUAUUUUUUAUCAAAUAAGUGGACAGACUAACGCAUCAUACAGCCGUACUAUGUCACAUCUCACAGAAAAGUUACUUUUAUUUGUAUCACCUGUUUUUUUUUUUCUUUACACUUUUUUAAAAUAUUGUCUGAAUCGUUUUUUCUUUGAUUUCUCUGGAACUUGACUGUCACCAUUUGAAACUUCAGAACCUUUGACACAAUGCCACAUUGUUAUUCAGUCACGCAUACGCCUAAAACUGAAUCACGUCCUUCUGAUUUCCCAUUUGUCAAGAGAGGAGAGAGUUCAGACCAAGCCUUAAUGUGAUGUACAGUUUGUUGCCCUCUUAUGUUUUCAUUUUGUGUCAAUUAGGAGCGGCAGAACGGUUCCUUCCUCUAAUGAGUUUACUCAUUUCUUAGUAGCUCAGCGCCGUCUGUCCUUAACACCGUUUUUGUUUGAUGAAAUCCCUCCCUCACCUUCAAAGUUUACAUUACUACAUUCUUGUUCUGUUCAGCCAUCUUUAAAUAUACACUUUA